AUGGCUCAGAACUGUGGUCAAAGACUUGCUCCUCACGACCAAGUCCUGGCUUCAUACUUGGCACACCUCGACCUAGGGGAUGACCACGCUCGAAGUGCCCCUGCCGCUCCUGCCGCUGCCACAGCUGCUGUGCGUGGCAGCAGUGGGGGCAGCAGCGGCAGCAGCAGUAGAGGCGGUCUCGGUCGUGGUGGGAGUGUGUUAAGAGGAAGUCGAAGCGGAGUCACAAGCUCUCACCAUAGCACUCACAAAGCUGUUCCUUCCCCUGCUGCCGGCAUUGACCAGCUAGUCUGUAUCGACACGGAACCUACCAACACUAGCGCAAUAGCCAGUACAAGCCAUGCCAAAGGCUUCGAAGCCAUGCGUAUGGUUGCUGAACAACAAGGCCAAGUCACGCAUGCACCUCACGAACAAGUAAUCUCACGAUUUGCAAGAGAAUUCUACAACCUGCCGUCGAAUUAUGCCGGCGACCCGUUGAACCUUCGCAACCAAAGCGCACCAGUCAAAGACUGCGAGAAUACUGCGCUAUUCAUCACUGGGCUUCCGGCCAAUUGCGAUCAUACUCUGCUGCUUAAAGCUGUUGCUGGCUGUGCUCCAGUGGGCAAAGUAUAUGCCGCAGUCAUUAACGCUCCAAAGCCGAUUGAAGGCCGGCUUCUUACCGCAGCUAAGUUGGUGUUUUUUGACCGCGCUGGCGCCGAGAAUUGCUUCAGAGCCAUCAAGCAGAGAAGGCUCAUUGUCGGAGGACACCGUCCCAGAGUUGUAUGGAACCGGAUCAAGUCGGCCGCACAGCCCAACACCGGCAGGUCCCGAGUCAUCCUAAUUCGAGGCCCAUCUGAGCUGGUCAGGCGCGAUAUGCUGGAUCGCUGGUUCUCCAAGAAAUUCAGUUACCAGACUGAGGAUGUUCUAGAACGCCGAGUACCACAAGCCGGAGUCACAGUGCUUGAAUGGCGGUUCGGAAGCUUCCGAGCCCAAGCGGAGGCCGCCACAAUGUACAUGAGUGAGAACGAGCUCGAGGGCACGAAGCUAGAAUGGCGUUGGGAAGUAGACCCCUGUGCUCGAUCUCAACUCCAAGCUCAGGUGUAA
Molecule: messenger RNA, 1080 nt
Organism: Colletotrichum costaricense
Lineage: Eukaryota; Fungi; Ascomycota; Sordariomycetes; Glomerellales; Glomerellaceae
Exons: 1
Coding region: 1-1080 (359 amino acids)
Molecular function (GO): nucleic acid binding
Source: RefSeq, a predicted model, not a curated record